GUUGGUCGUUUAGAAAAUGCAAUUGGCUGGUAUCACAGUCACCCUGGCUAUGGCUGCUGGCUCUCUGGCAUCGACGUCAGUACCCAGAUGCUUAAUCAGCAAUUUCAAGAACCCUUUGUAGCAGUGGUUAUUGAUCCAACAAGAACGAUAUCUGCAGGAAAGGUAAAUCUUGGAGCAUUUAGGACAUAUCCUAAGGGCUAUAAACCUCCAGAUGAAGGUCCCUCUGAAUACCAGACUAUUCCGCUUAAUAAAAUAGAAGACUUUGGUGUACACUGUAAACAGUAUUAUGCUUUAGAAGUCUCAUACUUUAAAUCAUCUUUGGAUCGUAAAUUGCUCGAGCUUUUGUGGAACAAAUACUGGGUGAACACUCUCAGUUCUUCCAGUUUGCUUACUAAUGCCGACUACACCACUGGCCAAGUGUUUGAUUUGUCCGAAAAAUUAGAACAGUCAGAAGCUCAGCUGGGAAGAGGCAGUUUCAUGCUGGGUUUAGAGACUCAUGAUAAGAAAUCAGAAGACAAACUUGCAAAAGCAACAAGAGACAGCUGCAAGACCACCAUAGAAGCUAUACAUGGAUUGAUGUCUCAGGUUAUUAAGGAUAAACUUUUUAAUCAAAUUAAUAUAGCUUGAAGUGCAUCACCAGCUGAUAUGCAUCUCCAGAAAAAGUCAUGGUUUCCUUCUCUUGGACUUGUUCAGUUUGGAAAAUGAAGCUGGAGUGGAAAACUAUUCAUUUAAUUUGUAGUACUUUACUAUUUCCCACCUGUCUGACUAGUUUUAAAGAACAAAAUGUUCUUAAAUAUAGUGCAACUUGUUGCUCUUUAUCAUAAUACAACCAGUUUGGAGAAUUGUUCCAAAAAAAAAAAAAUGUGACUUACUGGAUUUUGCUCUUAGGUAUUUAUGUCUAUUAUCCAACUGCAAUAAAACAAUUCUGAAA
Messenger RNA from Apaloderma vittatum (bar-tailed trogon), 931 nucleotides. RefSeq names its product COP9 signalosome subunit 5 (gene COPS5). NCBI's taxonomy places the organism in Eukaryota, Metazoa, Chordata, Aves, Trogoniformes, Trogonidae. Gene Ontology annotation, biological process: protein deneddylation. Gene Ontology annotation, cellular component: COP9 signalosome; cytoplasm. The annotation marks the transcript as partial. The transcript is spliced from 6 exons. Gene Ontology annotation, molecular function: protein binding; metallopeptidase activity; deNEDDylase activity. The record is from RefSeq and is a predicted model, not a curated record.